CUUUUUUCUUCCUUUCUUUUAAUAAUAAUAAAUAAAGAAUGCAACUAAAUAGAGCCCAUAUUAAAAAUAGUCCUAUCGUUCUUAUAUCCUUUAUAAUGUCAGUGAUAGGCUGGUUUAUCACAUUUAUUGGAGCAUGUAUUGCGGGAAGAGGUGGUGUUAUUUGGUGGAUCAUAAUUUAUGAAUUACUUUUAGUUGGUAGCAUUUUAUUUAGUAUUUGGAGACAGGUUUUCCAUCAUUAUCAACUUAUGUUUUUAGUCUUUUUGGGAGUUAGUAUUGCAUUAUUAACAAUAUAUAUCGACCAAUUAUUAUUCUUUCAUUCAAGUGGUGAUCAAGCUACUAGUGCAGGCGCUAUCAUAUUAAUUAUCAUAGAAUUCUUUUGGGUUAUUUUAUUUGGAAGUACAGAAGAUUCAUUUGUAAAUCAAUUUAUUUAUUCUCAAUUCACAGUAAAUACGAAUAAUACAGUAAAUAGGGUGCAAAUUCACACCAGUCCAAAAGAAAGUAAAGUUGCAUUAAGUUCACCUGAACAUCCUCCAUCUUCAAUACAUAUUGUAUCACCUAUCAUGAUGCCACAGCCUACAAUUACAGUAACUGCAUUACAUCCAUAUACAGCAAAUCCUGAAGAUCCAAAUGAACUUUCUUUUGCUAAAGAUGAAGUUCUCGAAAUUUUAAAUAAGAGUGGAAACUGGUGGCAGGCCAAGAAACGAGAUGGUACAAUUGGUAUUGUACCGAGUAAUUAUUUUGCCCCUUAAAAAAAAAAAAAACUUGAUAUUUAUUGUUUUACCUUUUUUAAUACCUUCUAUUUUGAUCAAUGUCCUAAUUUCUCACUAUGUCAACAAGUCAAGCAGCAUUUAAUUUUACUUUUUGUAAUGCUCUAAUAGCUUCUUUCUUUCUUUUUCCUUCUUCUUAUAGAUCAUUAAACGAAUUAUUACCUUUUAACAAAUUCUGGUUUAAAAUGCCGUUUAAACAAUCCUUACAUAACAAAUG
Molecule: messenger RNA, 984 nt
Organism: Cokeromyces recurvatus
Lineage: Eukaryota; Fungi; Mucoromycota; Mucoromycetes; Mucorales; Mucoraceae
Exons: 7
Coding region: 39-749 (236 amino acids)
Molecular function (GO): protein binding
Source: RefSeq, a predicted model, not a curated record